AUUUAAAAAAAUAGCAGUCAAAGACGCAACACGACGUGUAUUUCUCGAAGAAGUUGUCCGUCAUUUUGUUAUAUUUGUGUAUUUUGUCGGCAAUUUUAUGUGAUUAUUCAAAAACAUGGCGAAAUUGGUUGAUAUAUACAAUAGCGAAAAAGAACCUGUGAUAAAAAGGCGACAAUUACCGUUAACUAUCUAUGAAAACCUUACCAUGAUUAUGGAUUUAAACACAAUGGGGUUGAUAUGCGACAACCAGCAAGUGAAGGGGCGUGAGUACGAGGAGUUCAUGCGCAAGUACAGGAUCCUCACGACUGACGAGCUCAAAGCCGCGCUUAGAGUCGACGCCUCCGAUAUAUUUAACGUAUUAAAUCAAAGCAUUCCUUGUGUUGGCUGUCGAAGAAGUGUUGAACGUCUGUUUUAUCAAUUAUGUAAAUCGGGACAUCCCACAUUGGACCCUUUGGUCCUAUCGCCAGAUGAGAUUAUGACAAUAAGGGAAGAUAAAAUUAUACACCCACAAUCACUUGCCACUUUGCUUAAUGGUCACAGUACGGGCAUAGAAUGCCUGAUAGUGAGUCAGCCACGGUGGAAGAAGUCUCAGCGUUGCACCCUGCACUCGCUGGAGGCGGGCGGGGCCCGCGGCUGGUCUGCGGGCGGCGCGGGCCCGGGCUGGUGCGGCUGGGCGGCGGCGUGCGGCUGGGGCGGGCGCGCGGCGUGGCGCAGCGCCUGGGACGCCAUGCGCUCCGCCGCGCGCGACCACGUCACGCUCGUACACUUCAAUACUCUGCACGACACGCUGCAUAACUACCUCCGGAAACAUCGCUUCUGUGCAGACUGUAAGACUAAGGUUUUAAGAGCUUAUCAGCUGUUAGUUGAAGAGAAGGAGCCGCAGAAAGAGAAGGGUUAUGUGGGGGCGUUGUAUGGAGGCAUCAAGCGGUGUCUGUUGGACAAACACCUGCACCUUCAAGCCAAGACAGACUAUAUCGCACACCUUAUAGCGCGCGCAGAACCAGAACUACUAGGAAACCACCGCGAGAGACACGCUAAGACACUAGAAAUUGCACAGGAAGAAGUACUAAUAUGCCUCGGGAUUUGCAUAUACGAGCGGCUACAGCGCAUAUCUCUGCGUCUACGCGAGGAAGAAGGCACGUGUCAGACCCUUGCAGCAGUAGCAGUGGAAGCUUUGUAUCGCAAGUUCGAGACCGCAGUUGAACAGAAGAGUGGCGUCUCCAAACUACAGUUACUUUACGACGAAAUAACACAAGAGGAACUCACGCGACAACAACGUAAGGAACAAAAGAAACUCAAGCGUCGCAAGAAGAAGGAGCGGCAGGCCGUCGAAAACAAAUGCAAGGAAGCAGACUCAGAGGAACCAGAAGAAAAAUGCCAGUGUGAAGAGUGCCUAUUGGAAGAACGAGACACGCCAACCGAUCUGCUAUCUCCGCGAGACUACAACCAGUGUUAUGAGGCCGGCGGAGAAGGCUGCACCUCUUGUCAGGAUGAUUCCACUAAACGUCGCUCACCCAAAAAAUCCGGCAAGAAAAGGGCUAAAAAUGGCAACCUCUCACCAAACGAACAUUCUCAUGACUGUGGCUACUCAUCCGGGAACAAUGGAGGCUGCUGUGAAACAAUGUCUGGCUCUUCAUCCCUCAUGAGUUCUCCCGAAGGGUCAGAGGUGGCGUGUUCCGAAGGAUUUUGUAACCACGAGAGAGGCGACUGUUUAGAUUUGGCUAAAAACGACAAGAUUUCAUGUACUGGCUUUCCACUCUCCCUACAGGAAAUGUUAAUGGAUACUUGUUCAUCAGAUGACGAACAGGACACCAGUUAUAUUCCUAUAGAGGAGGUAAUGGAAUUUAAAUCGCGUAGGAAUAUAACGGAGAAAAGACAGGAGUUACGACAGAACUUACGCCAAAAAUUCGAGCGGUUGUGUGUGUCGUCGCCACCGACGCUGCCGUUGAAAGACAAGCAGCCCGCUUAGACCUCCCGAUGUCCGUUCCCUAACUGAAGUCCCCGUCUUAUGGUAAAUAUUCAGGAACUUGUUGAAAAUGUGUAGUUCAAUAAAAGGACUUCUUUUAUGGGAUUUGUUUAUUAAGUGCAUAUUGCAAAAUACCGUCGUCAUUUUACUCGACCUGGCCUCAACACCUUAGAAUAAACGCAUUGUGUGAUGUCACCUGUUCUAGCUAAUUAUUAUAAUAAUGACUCUCCCGGUCGCCUCGUCGGUAAACUGGCUGCCGGUCGUUUGCAGUGGCUGCGUCUCAUCCUUGCACUAGACACCAACCCGUUAAGUUCCCACUAUGGGCUAUGUUACUCAAAUUCGUUGAUUAGUUAAGGAAAUAAAGUCUUAUCAGAAAUUACAAGGUGUAACCUUAUAGAACUAGUCAAAGUAAUAUCAUUGAUUGACUACUUACUACAGAAUGCUGGCACAUUUUUGAUAAGAUUUUAUUAAAGACAAUAGAAACUGCCUUAUUGUGUUUUGAUAUUUUAUCUUUUUUUUAUUUGCCUGAUAAUCAUGUAUAUCUUAUGAACCAUCCACCCAAUCCAAUUAGUAGAACACAAAAUUAUAUUGUACAUUUGACUUGGAACGCUUCUUGUAUGGAGCUGAUGGGUGCUUGUAGUAUAAAAUACUGAUAUUUAUAUUGUAGUUAACAAAUAUAUUGAUCAGUACAGAGUUUAAUCCAUCUUGUUCUACUCGCGACAGGUAAGGCAUAAUAUAUAAUCAGGUGCAAGUUGAAAAAUUCCAACACUAAUGUGACUGGACAAACCCAGCAUUUAAAGAUAUUUACUAUUUAAAAUGUUAGGAAGCUUAGUAAAAUAUUUAAAGUAGCAUUUUUUGAUCAAAUUAUUUUAUUUUCAAUGCUUUAUGUGACUCAAUGAUUAUAAUGUGGUACAUGAUAUUGAUGAAUUAAUUAUUGCUCGUUAUCAAGCUUAUAAACAGCAGAGGAUCGGGAGUUACCUUGGCUGUGUCGCCAUUGUUAUUAAAGCGAAAAACAUUUGUAACUCAGUUUUAAAUAUACUAUAAUACAAUA
Messenger RNA from Pectinophora gossypiella (pink bollworm), 3017 nucleotides. Its product is annotated as gametogenetin-binding protein 2-like. Gene Ontology annotation, cellular component: cytoplasm; nucleus. Lineage: Eukaryota; Metazoa; Arthropoda; Insecta; Lepidoptera; Gelechiidae. The record is from RefSeq and is a predicted model, not a curated record. The transcript is spliced from 8 exons. The coding region runs from base 116 to 1969 and encodes 617 amino acids.